Molecule: messenger RNA, 4041 nt
Organism: Nothobranchius furzeri (turquoise killifish)
Lineage: Eukaryota; Metazoa; Chordata; Actinopteri; Cyprinodontiformes; Nothobranchiidae
Gene: rassf3
Product: Ras association domain family member 3
Biological process (GO): signal transduction
Cellular component (GO): cytoplasm
Source: RefSeq, a predicted model, not a curated record
UCCAACCCGUUCUCUGGCAGAACCGGCUCUCCGAGUCCGAGGACAGCACCAGGACUCGGCCCGGAGGCACAGAGCCGUCCCGCCGCGGUACAUUCACCUGGACCCGGCCGGGCACGUACGAGGAGCGCCCGAUGUCCAACUCCUCGCCCCUGACCCGUAAACACGCCCCCGGCUACUCCCCGCAGGUGUUCCGCCAUGCUCGCGCGCCCUACGACUCGGACCCAUUCCUGCCUCCGAGCGACACGACGUGGCCGCCGCCGGGCGCCAAGAUGCGUAUCUCGAAAGGCGCGGUGGUGGUGAGAGGGGUCCGACGGCAGUCGACUCCUCACGCGGCCAGUCUGGAGAGCCUGGAGGCGGCGUGGAGCCAGAGGGAGCCAAUCGAGCCCGACCUCCGGAGCCCUGAGGCGAGGAAACCCGCAGCAGCUGUCAGGAACGGGAUUGACGGACCCGGGGGAGGGCCAGCCCGUAGCCGGAGGAGCAGGUUCCGAGCCCCCGAUGUGAGGACCAUCUUCUCCCCCGGAGAGAAGGACCCCAGGGUGAACGAGGAAUCCGGGGAGGGGCACACCUUCGAGGCUGGAGGCGAGAACACCUGGUGCGAUGCGUGCUGCAUGUACAUCUUCCAGGAUGGUCUCACCUGUGCAGGCUGCAAGUAUGCGUGUCACGCCGCAUGUCGGGACAAAGUGUCGCUCGACUGUCAUCCUACAGCGUCGCCCAUCAGCCAAGAUCAGCUGAACAACAACACACCACUCUGUGAUGUGGAGAAGAAGCGCCACUUGCGGACGGAGUUCAGCCAGGAGGAAAUCCAGCAGAAGAUUGGGAAGUACAACUCGAUGACCAAAGAUCACCUCAAGAUGACGCUGAAUCCCACUGGUGUGUACACUGGUUUCAUCAAAGUCACGAUGGAUUUGCGGAGGCCGGUGACGGUGCGAGGGGGUCAGAAAGGUCCAGGAGUAGCCGUGAUGCAGGAGGCCUUCUAUCUGCCCCGCGGAGUCAUCAACACCCUCCACAUUAGCUCGGAGAACACUGUCAAACAGGUGAUCGUCGCCCUGUUGAACAAGUUUACCGUAGCAGACAACCCGGCGAAGUACGCCCUGUACAAGCGCUACCGCCGAGAGGAGCAGGUGUACGUGUGCAAGCUGGCAGAUGGCGAGAAGCCGUUGUUUCUGCGUCUGUUGGCGGGACCCAACUCAGACGUUCUCAGCUUCGUUCUGAGGGAGCAGCAGACCGGAGAAGUGAUGUGGGACGCCUUCUCCAUCCCAGAGCUGUGCAACUUCCUGAAAAUACUCGACAAAGAGGAGGAGGAGCAGAAGGAGGCGAUAGUUCGUCGUUACGGAGCGUACAGACAGAGACUCGAGGAGGCUCUGAGGGAGGUUAGAGGACCUUAGAGGAUUGAGUUUUUGUGAAACAGGACCGCUGCUCCUCACAGAGACACACGAGGUGCUUUUACUCCACUCUGUCCUCCUCGUUGGAGAAAUGUGAUUUAUUUUUUUUGGGUGGAGGGAGGAUGUAAAGCAGAGGAGGAACGGAGGAUGGAGAAGAGGACAAGAAAAAGUGAUGAGGACUCAUGAAGGACAGAUAACAGAAUGAAUGGACAGGAUUGUUAAACCGCCUGCAGACACCAAAGAUUCAUCAGCUGUGCCAUAUUCAGUCAUUCAUUCAUCUGAUAUUUUCAUCCAUCCAUCCUUCUCUUCUUUCUUUUCUGCAGUCACAUCUGAUUCCUCUUUCAUGUUUUAAUCUAGUCAAAUUGCCAUAUUUUGUUUUGUUUUUUAAUUCAAUCCUUUUUUCUUUUAACAGUUUGUACAUAUUUUUUCCUAAUUUAUAUGGGUGAAGCUUUAUAUAAUUUUUGUCUUUUUUUCAGAAGUCUUAUUUUACUAUAAAAUAAACUGUUUUUGACACAGAGAAUAUGCUGUGAAAACCUUUAAUCGAGGCAUUGAUACAGACAACAAGACGAUGUGCGGGUUCUUGCUGGUUUUUAUCAGAUUUUGCAGAAUAAAAAAUGAGUCAGAAAAUUUAAUUUCAAUUUAUAAUUUCAGUUACAGAAGUUGACAAAGUUUUAUAGUUGAUUCAUUUCUCUUUAAUAACUGGAAAGCUGUGGAAUAUUUAUGGUUUAAGGGGAUUAAUUAACAUGUAUGGAGUACCAAAUGUGCCAAAUUUAUUUUAUUUUUCCUUGUAAUCAGAACGCUUAUUUGUUCUAAAUGUCUGCAACUUUAUUAGCAUAAACUAUAAGAUAUUUUUAAUUAAGAUAAAGAUCCUGAUGCAUUAAAAACUAGGGGCUUUAAAUAAAUAGUAUUUUUAUUACAUGUUUUCAUUUUGGUCAUUUGUAUAAUUUUUUUUAAUUAUUUAUAAAAAUUGUAAUUUCUUAUAUAAUAUUUUUAUCAUAUCUUGUUUUCAUUACUGAAAGAUCAUUGGCUUUUUUUCCAUCCACCAUCUCAGUAACAGUUUGUCUACGUUUUCGUAUGUAUGGAUUAUAGAACUAUAUUUAGAAUAAUUGUCAUUUAUGUUUUAAUGUGUUCGUUGACAUCUUAGCGGCAUAUUAGUUUUGGCACAUUUCUGACUCCAUAAAUGUCAGUUUGAAGUUUAAUCAAAGUGAAAAAGGUACAAAAACAUCACAUUUUGGUUUAAAUGUGUCUUAAAACCCAGAUUUUAAAUGUGGAUACUGGCACGUGGUGAGCAAGGUUGAUGUGCAAAGAUGGUCAGAGCACCAAGAGUUAGUUUUAAGUGGUUGGAUGGAAGGUGUUGACGUGGUUUUAGUAAGCGUGACCCAGAGGAAGGAGGUGUUACUGGUUUUCUGGAAGUCCUCAGAGCGAUUUAGAGGAGGAACAUUAGAUCUAAGAAAGACAAAAAGCAGAAUAAAUGUUGUCAUUGUGGCCUUGAGGAUGGGAUCCUACACUCAUGGAGGCUCCUUUAGUUUUUAUCUGAGAGGACAGGAGGUCUGUGAGUUCAGAUAGCUGCUGAGAACAGUGAGCAAAAGUGGCUGCAUUGUCCUGCUUGCUGUUUAGUCUGCUCUGUCUGAAGCGCACAUUGUCUGAACCCUUAUCUGGGUUUCUGCUGCAUGAAAGGAGAUGUUCCAGAGGAAGUGCAAAGGAAGAUUUCAGCUAGUGAACAAGAAGGUGCAAAAGUUCAGUUUUUGUGCAGCUGGAUGUGGCUGCAACUAAAUACACAAAUAUAUGCAUUUCACUACAUAUGUUGUUGUUUACUUUGUAAAGAAUGUUGCUUUAUAGUAAAAAAAAAUCUGCCUUUUGGGCAUUUUGUCAGCAUAUAAUUAGAUAUUCGAGAAAACCGCUGUGAUUCUGUCAAAGUGAAGAGUAGGACAAUCAUUUAGGAAUAAACCAAACUGUUGGAUAUUUGAGAGUUAAUGAGAAUGUUGUUUGUGCUGCUGCUGCUGAAUGAUGAUGAACUGAUGGUGGUGCAGUACGGCUGUCCAAUGUCGCCCUCUAGUGGUCUAAAAUAGCAACUACUUUCUCUGUGUCAAACGUGCAUCGUUUCUGAUCUUUUUGUUUGCUAAAACCAAAGAUAUUUUUGUUUUGUUGCCUGGAGCAAAAUGAAACGAGAAGCCUCUUCCCGAAUGGAGGAUAAAUACAUGUUUAGAGUUUUAUUCAACCUGGAUUUAUUCUAUCAAACACUGGGUUCGUUUUAUGGGAGCAAAACUUGCAAUGAUUUGACUCCCAACAAGCAGCUGAAUGGAAAUGGCUAAUGAUGAAGCCAUGUUGUUGUUGUUGUUGUUUGUGGAUUUUAUAAACAACUGAAGGCUGCUUGUGUCAACGUGGGGAUUUUGGGGGCACUUUAAGGAAGAUGGCAGGAUUUAGAUUUUAAUUUUUCUGCUCUACUGUCAUGCUGUACUUUAUUUUUGUUUACACAAUGAUCUGAUUUACCGAGCCUCGCGUUUAGCUUCACGCUGUUCUGGUGUCGCUAACGUGAGUGACGGAGCGUUUUUAUUUCCUUUUUUGUUCAAAUGUAUCUGUGAAAUGUUUGUCUGUUUCUGGAACACGCCGACUUCUGGGCAGUUCAGCUUAAAGUAAAGAAAAUCAGAUGUUUGGAAAA